GAAAAAACAUGCAGAAGAAGAAGAUAAGAGAAGGAAGAAACAAGGAAGUCAAGAAGCAACAAUUGUCCAAAAAUUUUUAAAUUUAAUUUAAAUGAGAAAAUAUGGUGAGAUUUAUAUAUUUGCUGGGUCAGGGAUCUUAUAUUUGCUGGUGACGUAACCAGGGGGAGAGAGAGAGAGAGAGAGAGAGAAUGUAUGUAGCCUGAGGAAGAUAUUGCCAUUUUUCGUUGAUUCAUAACAAUUCCUUUCAAUUUCAGCUUCUCCAUCAUUUCUUCCAUUUCAAUCUGAUUCUCUUUAUCUUUCCGAGAAAGGAAAGGAAAGGAAAGAAAAUGAGAACGUCUUUCAGGAAAUUGCGAGGAUUCGCACUUCGACAUGGUGACCACAAGGACCGAAGAGAAUAUCGCCCUUUGACUUUGUUCAACGAGCUUGAUAAGGCUUCUCAGGACAUGGAGGACAUGAGAGAUUGCUAUGAUAGCUUACUUUCUGCAGCUGCAGCAACUGCUAACAGUGCCUAUGAAUUCUCAGAAUCAUUGCGUGAAAUGGGUGCUUGUCUGCUUGAGAAAACUGCGUUGAAUGAUGAUGAAGAAAGUGGUAGGGUAUUAAUCAUGCUGGGAAAAGUGCAGUUUGAACUCCAGAAACUUGUCGAUAGCUAUCGUUCUCACAUAUUCCAGACGAUUACAAUUCCAUCAGAGUCUCUUCUCAAUGAACUUCGAAAUGUUGAGGAAAUGAAGCGACAAUGUGAUGAGAAAAGAAGUGUUUAUGAGUACAUGAUAAUGAGGCAAAGAGAAAAAGGAAGGGGAAGAAGCGGGAAAGCAGAUGGUUUAGCUAUGCAGCAGUUACAAACAGCUCAUGAUGAAUAUGAUGAAGAGGCAACCUUGUUUGUUUUUCGACUGAAAUCCCUAAAGCAAGGGCAAUCUCGAAGUCUUCUGACACAGGCAGCACGGCACCAUGCUGCUCAGUUGUGCUUCUUCAAGAAAGCUCUUAAAUCCCUUGAAUCACUUGAACCACAUGUAAAAUUAGUCGCUGAACAGCAACAUAUAGAUUACCUCUUUAGUGAACUUGAAGAUGAUGACGGGGAUGACGAUGAUGAUGAUGAUGAUGAAGAGGAUGAUGAUGACAAUGUUGACAACGACAAUGACACCCAUGAUGGAACUGAUGAUGGGGAGCUGAGUUUUGACUAUGGACAGAUUGAUCAGGAGCAAACUGUUUCUACAUCAAGAAACUCAAUGGAGUUGGAUAUGAUGGAUGUUACAUUUCCCCAAGUUGCAACAGUAGAAGCAGCAAAGGAAAAUCAAGAUAAAAAUGUCAGGAGAUCUUUUUCUUUUAGGGGAGAAACUAGAGUAGGCAGUCAAUCAGCUCCACUUUUUGCUGAAACUAAACCUGAUCCAGCUAAAAGGACAACAGAGAUGAGGCCAUCAUAUACAAGAAAGUUCAACACUUAUGUACUGCCUACCCCAGUUGAUACAAAGUUCUCAAAUUCUACUGUUUCGGGCAGUCUAGUUCCUCAAACAUUUAACACAAGUUUGAGUAGACGCAAUUUGUGGCAUUCAUCCCCUUUAGAACCACAGAAAUAUGAAAAACUAAUAGGGCAUGAGAAAUUUCCUUUAACCACUAUUAAGAAUGCGAAGUCAGUACUUAGGGAAAGCAACAAGACUACUCCUUCCAUUCGUCUACCUCCUCCUGUGGCUGAGGGACUCUCAAUUUCACGGUCAGAUUCCAAGAAAAUCAAAAGAUAUGCCUUUUCCGGUCCCAUCACAAGUAAGGCAUGGCCUUCCCAACCAUUUUCAGCGGAGCCUCCUGGAUUGUAUUCUGGACCUUUGCAGAAGCCAAGGGUGCAACUGGUAUCAUCAUCUCCUAGGGUGUCUCCAAAAUUAUCUCCUCCAGCUUCCCCUACUUUUUUGUCGUCGCCUAAAAUAAAUGAGCUUCAUGAGCUUCCUAGGCCCCCAUCCAAGUCAGUCUCCAAGUCUACGAGGCCUAUGAAUUUGGUUGGUCAUUCGGCUCCUUUGGUUCACAAAGGUCAAAUGCAUCAUACAGGUACAACAUUGGUGCCUAAGGUCGCAUCUCCAUUGCCUGUGCCUUCUCAGGCUAUUACACGCAGUUUCUCCAUACCAUCCCACAGUCCUCGAGCAAUGGAAUUGAAUAGGCCAGAGGAAACUGCUCAGAAUUUGGAGAUGGCUGAAGAAAUGUCCUCACCUCCUUUGACACCAAUAUCUUUAUCUAACAUCCGGCCUUCCUUAACUGUUUCUGAGAAUGUCAAUCAGACUAUUCAAAUUAGAGGUGCAGAUUGAUUUCAUUUCUUGUGGCAAUAAUUUUGUUCCUAAUUCAGCAUCAAAUUCUAAGAUUCUCUCAUCAUCUGGUACAGUUGCAGAUCUGUAAAUAUACUGCCUAUCAUUUUGUUUAUCAUUUUAUCUCUCUUAAUCCAUUUCUUAAUUUUUAUGAUGAGCACCUGGCAUCAUUUAAAUAACUGAUUGCCUUGAUGUUUCAUUAGUGAAGAAAUUUUGUACUUUCCCAUAAUAGCCAAAUUCCUUCCCUUUUAUUUGAGACCAGUGUUGCGUUGCCUUCUAAUUGAUCGUUGCCUUCUAAUUGAUCUUUGAUGGUGACAAGUAUCAUUCUUUGAUUCUUAUGAAAUAAAAAAAAAAAAAAAUUAAACUGUCUCCCCCUCUCUUUCCGGUGGGAUCCAUCCUCAUGGCCUAUUCCCCUGUAACAUAAACGCAGAUUCUUAUGCAUGCCUCUUCUAUUGAAGUGUCGAUCUCCUCUCAAUAAGAGUGUGAUCCAUUAUAAAGCAUCUACUUUAGACUCUCAUAUUAGGAGGUUACCAAGAAUGCUGAUGGGUUCCAUUCCCUUGCAUUUGAUUGCCCCCUCAUCUUCAUUUUUCUCAGUUUAUGUAUUCCUAGUGUUUGGAGCUGACAUAUUGGCGGGGAGGAGCACAGUUCAAAAAGACUGUUAGAAGGAACAAAAUUGUUGGAAGCCUGCCUCGUUAAACUGCAAGCGACAAUGUGGAUUAUGAUUAUUAGUCAUGGUUCAAAGUUGAAAUGAUAGAGAUACCAUAACGGCAUGUUGUAAAUUGUAAUCCUCCACUUCAGACAGGCUUGAAGAUCUUCAAGAGGCUUACAACUAACACAGUCUCCUCUAUCGAGAACUUUUUCAUGCAUAGAGUUGUUUUGGGUUCAUAGAAUGUGCUUGUGCUUGUGGUGCUAAGAGUUUAAUUUCCAGAUUAGUUCUGAUCUUGCAUGGCAAUGACUUUGUGGAAAUUGGCUUUGUCCCAGCUAACAAGCGGAGCAGCCUAUAGAAGCGGCAUAGGAUUCUCACCGAGCUUCGGUACUUAGCCUUGACAGUUCCAGACUUUUCUGUCACUAAUGAGUUAGCCUGUUUUUGGGAAACUAGUUGUUGCAUCAAUAAUAUUCCCCUUGAUUAUUUUGUUAACCCUGGAAACAAAUUUUGAUUGAGAAGUAUAAUUUCUUUGUCAGCUUUGAAUGUUUUGUUCAUAUUUAACCAUUUCCAGGCAGGAAUAAAGCAGUUACCUCUCUCGUGUAUUCAAUUUC
Jatropha curcas is the source of this 3539-nucleotide messenger RNA. RefSeq names its product hydroxyproline-rich glycoprotein family protein. The record is from RefSeq and is a predicted model, not a curated record. NCBI's taxonomy places the organism in Eukaryota, Viridiplantae, Streptophyta, Magnoliopsida, Malpighiales, Euphorbiaceae.